AUGACCGUCACAGAAUUCGGUGCCACCAAGGGCGCCGACGAGACUUUCACGCCCGGGUUCCGGAGCGCCACACGCUGGCUCAAGAUCGACCCUGCGGCAAAGGGCGCCAACGCCAUGACACGGGGCCGUGCGUGGCUGCUGCAACAAAUCGAAGAACCAGCGUCAGUGCUGCUGGCUGCCACAUGGGCAGACGUUGAACAACACACGACCUGCGCCGCGACGGACCCAGACCGAGACACACUGCUGCCGGCGAUCAGUAAGCACCUGUACCAGCCGGCGGGCAUCGACGGCCCGGCCAAGCCUCUGGUUUUAGUGCACACGGAGGCCGAUGUGUUUACGAAGACAAACACGCCGGAGGGAAAACGGGCAACGGGCAUUGCUACACAGCCCCGCAAGAAGGCGGAGUUUGAAAUGGCAUUCAACGCCUCCAAGGGCUACAUUGAAGCGUACACCGCGCCGAACACGGUGCGUGGUGCGUGGCGGGUGGAUAAGAAAAAGGACGCUGCAACGGGUGGGGACAAAGAGGAGUAUGUGCUGGUGGCUGGGUGGGAGAGCCGAGAGACGCGCUUUGCGAUUGCAGACACGGACAUUGUCCCCAAGUUGACGGCGUUUACGAGCCUGCUCGACGGCCGGGAGUCACGCCACGACCGACGGCUGUUGUAG
Molecule: messenger RNA, 663 nt
Organism: Sporothrix brasiliensis 5110
Lineage: Eukaryota; Fungi; Ascomycota; Sordariomycetes; Ophiostomatales; Ophiostomataceae
Exons: 3
Coding region: 1-663 (220 amino acids)
Source: RefSeq, a predicted model, not a curated record